Molecule: messenger RNA, 1346 nt
Organism: Talpa occidentalis (Iberian mole)
Lineage: Eukaryota; Metazoa; Chordata; Mammalia; Eulipotyphla; Talpidae
Gene: LRRC18
Product: leucine rich repeat containing 18
Exons: 3
Coding region: 231-1037 (268 amino acids)
Molecular function (GO): protein binding
Source: RefSeq, a predicted model, not a curated record
GGUGGGAGAUUUACAUUCCUGACUCCUGCGGGAACUACGGCCAACAAUUGCAUCUCCAGCCCCUCAUUCUCCAUUGCGUUGGCCAGCCACUUGAGCAGGAAUGCACCAUUCCCUUACGCCGCCCAUGGAGUAUAUCUUCUAGCAGUUUCUUGUGACUUUUUUUCUCUAACGUAUCACCAUCCAAUCAGUACAACAUACCUCAAACAUCCUCCCAAAUAUACUAAAAGAACAUGGGCAAGGGCGGGAAAGGCCCCAAGGGCAAGAAGAUCACCCUCAAAGUGGCCAAGAAUUGUAUCAAAGUCACAUUUGAUGGGAAAAAACGUCUUGACUUGAGCAAGAUGGGAAUCACCACCUUCCCCAAGUGUAUUCUGAGACUCAACGAUGUGGAUGAACUUGAUCUUAGCCGGAAUUUGAUCAGGAAACUCCCUGAUGCAAUAUCCAAGUUCCAGAACCUGCGUUGGCUGGACCUGCACAGCAACUACAUAGACAAGCUUCCCGAGUCCAUUGGCCAGAUGACCUCUCUGCUCUACCUCAAUGUCAGCAACAACAGGCUGACCACCAACGGGCUGCCAGUGGAGCUCAAUCAACUCAAGAAUAUCCGCACUGUGAACUUUGGCUUGAACCAUCUGGAAAGUGUGCCAACCACACUGGGCGCUUUGAAGGAGCUCCAUGAGGUGGGCCUUUUUGACAACCUGCUGAGCAGCAUCCCAAAUAGCAUCUCCAAGCUCCCCAAGCUGAAAAAGCUCAAUGUAAAGCGAAACCCCUUUCCCAAGGAAGAGGAGUCAACUGAGUUCUUAGAUUCCAUCAAGAGGUUAGAGAACUUAUAUCUGGUGGAGGAAAAGGAUCUGUGUGGACCUUGUCUGAGAAAAUGCCAACAAUCCCGGGAAAGGCUGAACAAAAUCAAGAACAUGGCCGCAGUGACACCGAGAAAAGCCCUCUUUUCCAAUUUGACCUCACCCAACUCCACGGCCAAGGAAUCUCAGGAAGAAUGGAGGAUACGUUCGCCUGUACGCUCGUCAGUUACCGCCCUAGGGUAGCUAAAAGGCAAAAAUUUGAAGACAAUCAGCUAACAAGAAUAAACAACUCUGAAGAAGAAAAGCCUUCAGUUAGGAGAAGAAAGAGAGUAGCAAGGAGAACAUUCUGGAAGCCCAUGUUGUUUUGGUGCUAGCCGAGUCACUGACUCCCUUCUUAAAUACACUUUGUCUCUCUUUAACUUAAAGGUGAUAUAUGUAUGAAGAUGACUUUGGGAAAUGCUCAUUUUAUUUUUUAAUGUAUAUAGAGGGAAUAUUUUAGAAAAUGAUAUAUGUUAUAUACAAUUAAAAGUUUAAAAGAAGACUUUAAAUCUU